Daphnia carinata is the source of this 453-nucleotide messenger RNA. Its product is annotated as pupal cuticle protein Edg-78E-like. Lineage: Eukaryota; Metazoa; Arthropoda; Branchiopoda; Diplostraca; Daphniidae. The record is from RefSeq and is a predicted model, not a curated record. The transcript is spliced from 4 exons. The coding region runs from base 1 to 453 and encodes 150 amino acids.
AUGACCAUCGCUUUCCAGAUUUUCUUGGCUAUCGCCGCCGCUGCACCUUCCAGUUACAAGCCGGAAAACAAAGCUCCCAGUUACCCCGCACCAGCUUACCCUGCACCAGUCUACCCUAUCCCAAGAUACAACAAGGAUAACAAAUACGCAGAUAUCACUAUCACCAGCCAAUCUGACGAGCGAAACCUCCACGGCAGCAGCCAAUGGAGCUUUACUCAGUCUCAGGUCCAGAAGAAGAUGCAAGGAGUCACCUAUGAUUCUUACGGCAAAGAAUCGUACGGCCAGAAAUUCCCCUUGACGUGGAUUGCUGAUGAUGCCGGAUUCCAGCCCAAGGGUGACCAUUUGCCAGUCGCUCCCGUCCACGUCUACGAGCUCCCAGUUGCUCCUGUUCACGAAUACGAACUUCCAGUUGCCCCUGCUCUCCCUUAUGCGCGUACCGGACUCGGCUAUUAA